AUGUUGCCUGAGAAGAACGCGAUUGCCGCUGUUCUUCCUCCUUUAGUGUACGGCAAUGCUUAUGAUAGGCCAUAUUGCACGCGAUCUUCGGGCACAAAAGGAAAGUCCCUAGCAGAAUGGCCUUCGAACCGUAAAACGCUUGAGGUAUCUCCGUUGACGUCGGCAGUGUCAUCUAAUUUCAACCUCAACCCCCUUACGAAUAUCAAUCGGACACUAACCAGAAAUCAACGACAAAGACCAUCGACAAUGGACGAAUCCAAAAAUGAGACCGGCAGACUGGGAGGUGUAUACACCUACUUCCAAUCCCUCCCCAAUCUCAUCCCCCGACGCGCGAAAAACUUCAUCUGCGGCUGCUUAGACGACAUCGUUCUCCACAGCAUCACCUCCAUCUUCAUCAAACCCUUUAUAAGCUACGUCUUCUUCACCACGGUAGUCUUGGUCUUGAUUGCGGAGAUCGCGCCCCAUCCCUUGAUCUUUGCCCUCUUCUCAAUCUCCGCAUACGCGAAGCAACAUAUCGUGGAUAUGGUGAUCACCGGGUUGGUAAAGUCGGUGACUGCGAUUUGGGUUGAUGCCGUGGUGCUGUGGUUUAUCGUGUCGGUACACUUCUUUCGCGAGAGGAGACGACGGAUUCCGAGGAGGGAGUGGAUUGCUGCGUGGGAGGUCAUCUCUUUGGGGAUUAAUGCGGUUGUAUACCUUGCCCCGUGGGCGCCUAAACAGGACUUCUCUGCCGCGUAUGACUCGGCCUCGGCAACCCCUUCCAACGAGAAUGGGGAGUUUCAAAUGACGUGGGGACACUACGCUUCCCUACUGCUCGUUCUCCGCGAAGUAAACGGCGCGUUUGUGGAGCACAUUUGGCAAACGAAGCUCGAUGCCCGGACAGCACCCAAGGACGGGAAGUACGAGUGCCUCAGGAGACUGUGGUAUGGUUUCCGCUUCUGGGGUUGGAGUGUGUUGAGUCGGGCCAUGAUGUAUCUGUGUGUUAUGGCUGCUUGGGAUGCGGUGGUGGAGUUGGUGGUUUGGGAGUAUGUACCUGUGGCGUGGGGAGGGUUGGCGUUCUUUGGGAUGAUCGUUGGGAUGUUGACGAUUGCUGUGCUGUGGGUUUUGGAGCGGUGGAAGGCGAUGCGGGGGGGUAGGGUGGAUUUGGAGGGGUAUGGAAGCGAUGAGAGCGAUCAUGAGGAGGGCGAUGAUGAAGAGAAUAAUGAGGAUGAGGAAGAAGAUGAUGAGAGCGACGAUGACGAGAGCGACGAUGACGAUGACGACAGCGACGAGGACGAUAGCGAUGGGGACGAGCGCGAAGGGGAUGUUGACGACGAGGAUCAUGAGGCGUAUGAGGACAGCCGGGAGGAUCAUUCUCUAGCCGUUAAACAUUAUCUAAGAAUUCUAAGAUGGAAGUACACUCGUCUCAUCGCCGCGUGGAGCAUCACAAGAAACCCAAGGAGUGUGAUUCAAACACACAGUGUCUUUGACUCGAUCCCCCGCGCCACCGCCUCCGUCCUCGGAACGGGCCCCAACAUCAGCACCCGCACCACCACAACCAGGCACCUAAACUCAACGACGCCAUCCAGGCACCCACGUUCUACAAAGUCGCCAUCAUCGAAGCAUCAAUCCCAUUUCCUAUCUCCUCGCUCCCUCAAAUCAACCAAACUCCAAAAGCCGCAACAGAACUCAUCCACCAAAAUGCCUCCCGCAGCGCCAACACCACCUCUAAACUACACAACAUCCCCCUCCCUCCUCCCCUACACCCUCCGCUUCCACCCCUACAACAAACCACCUCCUACCUCCCCAUCGUCGUCAACGUACCCCCAGGAGGUCUUUCACACCCACCGCCUCUGCGUAGGCGCCGCAGUCCUCUCCCCCUCCUCCCAAACCACCCCCAAAAUCCUCCUCCUCCAACGCUCCGCAAGAGAAUCCGCCCUCCCCCACAAAUGGGAACUCCCCGGCGGGGCAGCGGAAUCAUCCGACUCCAACUCCCUCGCCUCCGCCGCCCGCGAACUCUGGGAAGAAACUGCCCUCCGCGCCGUAAAAUUCGCGGCGCUGGUGGGAUGUUAUCAAUGGGAGGGUGCCGGGGCCGGUGAAGAAGCGCAGGCCGUGGCUGGGGACCAGGCGUGGGGGUUAUCGAGGGGUGGGGUCGGGAUCAUCGAGGUUGGACGACGGUCUGAUGAUGCUGGGAUUUCGGAGGGUGUGGGAGAUGGGGUGACGAAGGAUUCGCACAAGUUCUUCAAGGGACGAGACGCGUGGAGAAAGUAUACUUACCUCGUGGAAGUUGAGACCACUGGGACAGGGGAGGUGAAGGUUGAGAUCGAUCCCGAGGAGCACGACGAUUUCGUCUGGGCCACGGAGGAGGAGGUGCGUGCUGAUCGGUGUGGGGAGAGGGUUUUUGAGUGGACUUCGGAGCAUCAGAAGCUGGACAUCUUGAGGGCUUUUGAAAUUGCGAGGGGAAAGAAAUAG
Messenger RNA from Colletotrichum lupini, 2448 nucleotides. RefSeq names its product NUDIX domain-containing protein. The coding region runs from base 1 to 2448 and encodes 815 amino acids. Lineage: Eukaryota; Fungi; Ascomycota; Sordariomycetes; Glomerellales; Glomerellaceae. The record is from RefSeq and is a predicted model, not a curated record. The transcript has 6 exons.